Elaeis guineensis (African oil palm) is the source of this 939-nucleotide messenger RNA. The record is from RefSeq and is a predicted model, not a curated record. NCBI's taxonomy places the organism in Eukaryota, Viridiplantae, Streptophyta, Magnoliopsida, Arecales, Arecaceae.
AUGCCAGAAGGAUGGAUUGGAUUUAACAAGCUCACAGGGGAGUGUCAGAGUGCCACUGCUUGGGAGACUCCUGAGAACCCUGCCCCCGGGCCUUUCACUCUGAGUCUGAGCCCUGAUAGAUCCAAGCAAUAUGUAUUACUGUGGAAUAAUUAUGAAAUUUACUGGCGCAGUGGUGUUUGGAACGGCCAGUACUUCCCUGCACUCCCUGCUACUAACGAAAACACUCCCUUCAACCUCACCUUCAUCGACAACGAGCAGCGGAUGUAUGGCACGUAUACCAUCUUGUACAGUUCUUUCAUCACUCAUACUAUGAUUGGUUCAACUGGGCUAUUAACACAACGGUAUUGGCUGGACAGCACCCAGGAGUGGCAGUCAAUCUCUUCUCAACCCGUGCCUCAAUGUGAUGUCCACUCUUUAUGUCGCACUUUUGGUAUCUGCGACCAGAAAAGCUCGGAUAAUAUUUGCAAAUGCACCCCUGGUUUCGAACCAGCUUCAAUGAAAGAAUGGGAGCUCAAUGUUUGGAGCUCAGGGUGCGUGCGGAAAACCAGUUUGCGAUGCAGUAAAAAAAGCUCAGACGGUGGAGAAGGGGAUGGAUUCCUUGGGAUGACCAAUAUGAGAUUGCCUGCCAAUCCACAGAACUUGACUGUUGGGAGUGCUGAAAACUGUGAACAAGCUUGCUUGAACGAUUGCUCUUGUAACGCGUAUGCUUAUGUAAGUGGAUGCUCAAUUUGGACUGCGGACCUUUGGAACCUUGUGCAACUCUAUGAUGAUGAUAGUGGAGCUGGUACUCUUUAUCUUCGGCUCGCUGCUUCUGAUUUCCCAGGUUCAGGUAGCUCGCAUAAGUUGGCAGCCCAAUCAGCAUCACAGAAUGCUGAUAGCUACAAUGAAUUAGAUGUGGGAAAGAAAAUGCCCUUUGCUGGACAACCUUUAAGGAAUUAG